AUGGCAGCUCCUCAGGAGAAAAGAUCUUCUGAAGAAAGAAAACACAAAAGUGUCCCAAAUGGUGCUCAAAAAUCUCAAGGACAGUGGGGAAGAGCAUGGGAAGUAGACUGGUUUUCUUUGGCAAGCAUCAUUUUCCUGCUCCUGUUUGCACCGCUCAUUGUGUAUUACUUCAUAAUGUCCUGUGACCAGUACCAGUGCUCCCUGGUCAGUCCUCUCGUUGACUUGCUCCUGGGAAACACGCGUCUGUCUGACAUCUGGGACAAAACUCCUCCGCUGACCUACAAGGCUGCUGGCAUCUAUGUCCUUUGGGUCACUUUCCAGGUGAUUUUGUACGCCUUUGUUCCUGAUUUCUGCCAUAAGUUUCUUCCUGGAUACGUAGGAGGUGUGCAGGAAGGUGCUGUUACUCCUGCUGGUAUAGUAAAUAAAUAUGAAAUCAAUGGACUUCAGGCUUGGAUCAUCACCCAUGUGCUUUGGUUUGCAAAUGCCUAUUACUUCCACUGGUUCUCACCUACCAUCAUUUUUGACAAUUGGAUUCCUCUUCUGUGGUGUGCCAACAUCCUGGGAUAUGUAGUUUCCACGUUUGCAAUGAUUAAAGGCUACUUUUUUCCUACUAAUGCCAAAGACUGCAAAUUCACUGGUAACUUUUUUUAUGACUACAUGAUGGGGAUUGAAUUUAAUCCUCGAAUAGGAAAGUGGUUUGAUUUCAAGCUCUUCUUCAAUGGGCGCCCUGGUAUUGUAGCGUGGACUCUGAUUAACCUUUCCUAUGCUGCUAAACAACAGGAGCUGUAUGGGCAAGUAACCAACUCCAUGAUCCUUGUCAAUGUCCUUCAGGGUAUUUAUGUUUUGGACUUCUUCUGGAAUGAAGCCUGGUAUUUGAAAACCAUUGAUAUCUGCCACGAUCACUUUGGAUGGUACUUGGGCUGGGGAGACUGUGUUUGGUUACCAUACCUCUAUACCCUGCAGGGUUUGUAUUUGGUUUACCACCCUGUCCAGCUUGGCACAGCUAAUGCCGUGGGCAUCUUGAUCCUGGGGCUGGUUGGCUAUUACAUCUUCAGGGUGACCAACCACCAGAAAGAUCUCUUUCGACGCACGAACGGCAACUGCAAGAUAUGGAGAAAGAAGCCGGAAUAUAUUGAGUGCUCCUACAUGUCCGUGGAUGGGACAAAGUACUACAGCAAGCUGAUGACUUCAGGCUUCUGGGGAUGGGCCCGGCAUUUCAACUACACGGGAGACCUGAUGGGCUCGCUGGCCUAUUGCCUGGCCUGCGGCUUUGGGCACGUCUUGCCUUAUUUCUACAUCAUGUACAUGGCCAUCCUGCUAACGCACCGCUGCCUCCGGGACGAACACCGUUGUUUCUGCAAAUACGGGAAGGAUUGGGAGCGCUACGCUGCCAAAGUGCCUUACCGGCUGCUACCUGGAAUAUUUUAAGACUGAAACAGAAUCCAGGGGAAAC
Molecule: messenger RNA, 1453 nt
Organism: Tinamus guttatus (white-throated tinamou)
Lineage: Eukaryota; Metazoa; Chordata; Aves; Tinamiformes; Tinamidae
Gene: DHCR7
Product: 7-dehydrocholesterol reductase
Biological process (GO): cholesterol biosynthetic process; brassinosteroid biosynthetic process
Cellular component (GO): endoplasmic reticulum membrane
Molecular function (GO): 7-dehydrocholesterol reductase activity
Source: RefSeq, a predicted model, not a curated record